Messenger RNA from Perkinsus marinus ATCC 50983, 450 nucleotides. Its product is annotated as trehalose-6-phosphate synthase, putative. Gene Ontology annotation, cellular component: cytosol. The record is from RefSeq and is a predicted model, not a curated record. Gene Ontology annotation, biological process: trehalose biosynthetic process. Gene Ontology annotation, molecular function: catalytic activity. NCBI's taxonomy places the organism in Eukaryota, Perkinsozoa, Perkinsida, Perkinsidae. The transcript is spliced from 3 exons. The annotation marks the transcript as partial.
GUAUCUCUCAGCUCGCUACGCGUUGUCUUUGAAUGUAGACGAAGACCCAACGGCAUCGCCUCGUUGUGUUCUAGACCAGCAGGGAGCGCUGUUGGGGCGGGUGGUCUGCUCGGAGUUCUCGGGCUGUAGUCAAGUGUUGACAGGCAGUCUGAGGGUGAAUCCAUGGGACACUGAGAAAGUGCUCAAUAUGCUAGAUGAGAGUCUUACGCUUCCUAUGCAGGAACUAACGAGCCGGUUCGCCAGAGACAUUUCGUAUGUGACUAGCCAUAGCCUGUUGAGAUGGGCUCAGGGUAUCAUCAACGAUUUGGCGCGAUGCAGGGCCCAUUAUAUGUCGAGAAUGUCCAAUCCCGAUGCUGACAAGGAGGUGGUUGUGAGGGACUAUAGUAAGGCCCAGAGGAGGAUAUUCUUCUUUGAUAAUGAGGGAACCCUGGCACCAGACUUGAGGCGCAU